This is a messenger RNA of Mollisia scopiformis, 1930 nucleotides long. RefSeq names its product rRNA processing protein-like protein Bystin. The record is from RefSeq and is a predicted model, not a curated record. Gene Ontology annotation, biological process: rRNA processing. Gene Ontology annotation, cellular component: preribosome, small subunit precursor; cytoplasm; nucleolus. Bases 36 to 1499 code for a protein of 487 amino acids. Gene Ontology annotation, molecular function: snoRNA binding. The transcript is spliced from 2 exons. Lineage: Eukaryota; Fungi; Ascomycota; Leotiomycetes; Helotiales; Mollisiaceae.
CUUCAAAUCCACAUCACCGCCACAAACUUUUCACAAUGCCAAAGGCAACAACACCAGUCUCUGCGCGUCAAGGGCGACGACAUAAUCCACUCGAGGAUGAUCUCACCGCAACUGGAGGCACCUUGAAAUUAAAAACAGGGAAAAGGAAGUCAAGACCCGAGGAUGAAGAGCAGUUUGUGGAUUCGAAGGCUUCGAGGAGGAUCCUGCGAAUGGGACAAGAGUUGGCAGAUGAAGACGAUGAACAGAAAAUGUCUGCGGCACCAAACCCAGCUUUCGAGUUCGAGUCCAGAUUCGACAAUGCAGACCAAGACACACCGCAAGAGGAGUAUGAGGAAUGGGACGAGGAAGGAGAAGUAGAAGAGGUUGAGCUGGCACCGGAUGACUUAGCAACUUGGAAUAAAUUCUUCCCAACACAAGAAGAUUCUCUAUUACGAACAGGUUGGGGCGGAGAACCCGAAGCAGCAGAUGAAGAACCAGGAACAAAUCUAGCAGAUUUGAUAUUGGAGAAAAUUGCUGCACACGAAGCUGCCCAAGCAGCUAAUGGUGGAGUACCUCGAAACGCUCCUGGGCCGAUAGAUGAGGAUUUCGAACUUCCUCCGAAAGUUGUGGAGGUUUACACAAAAGUUGGUAUGCUUUUGUCGCGGUAUAAGUCGGGAAAACUGCCUAAACCAUUCAAGAUCUUACCAACAGUGCCCCGCUGGGAGGAUAUUCUCGAAAUCACCAGACCCGACAAAUGGACUGCGAAUGCAUGCUACGAAGCUACUAAAAUCUUCGUCUCAGGAACGCAAGCCACAGCACAACGAUUCUUAGAGAUGGUAAUUCUAGAGCGAGUGCGCGAGGAUAUACACGAGACGAAGAAGCUGAAUGUGCAUCUGUUCAAUGCUUUGAAGAAAGGACUGUACAAACCUGCUGCAUGGUUCAAGGGCCUUUUAUUCCCUUUGGUACAAAGUGGUACAUGCACACUGCGCGAAGCACAAAUCAUUUCUGCGGUUCUUGUACGAGUAUCUGUGCCUGUGUUGCAUUCUGCUGCUGCGAUUAAAGGUCUCUGCGACAUUGCUGCCCAGGAAUCUUCGGCAGGCACUGAGGGUGGUGGAGCUACGAAUACUUUCAUCAAAGCACUUCUCGAAAAGAAAUACGCGCUGCCAUACCAAGUCAUCGACUCCUUGGUGUUCCAUUUCUUGCGAUUUCGAGCUGCAGACCCUGCAAGCGUCACACCUGAAGACCUUGGAGACUCAAUGGCUGGAUUGACGGGUGCUGCAGCAAGAGAAGUUCGAUUGCCAGUAAUAUGGCACCAAUGCUUGCUCGCUUUUGCACAAAGAUACAGAAACGAUAUCACAGAAGAUCAGCGAGAGGCAUUGUUGGAUCUCCUAUUGACAAAGGGACAUUCAAAGAUUGGACCAGAAGUGCGGAGAGAAUUACUGGAAGGUCGUGGUAGAGGAGUUCCGCUUGAGCCUGAAGCGCCUUCAUUUGGAGCAGAUGAUACCAUGAUGAUAGAAUAAUUUCAAUUUCCGAUUUUCCUUCGGGCCCGAAUCCAGCUACUGUAAGAUAUCCUGCUGGCGGCUUUGUUCAUGCCUUAGGCUGGAAUUUUGGCCAUAGGAUUUCCGAAAGACAUGCUUCCUCAAGCUUUCUUCCACACUUCGAACACAUCAAAUUACUCUUGUGGCACUCAACCAUGCCUCAAAUAUGUUGAUUCUUUUUUAACCCAUCUGGUCGUGUUGUGGUUUCAAGGAGCCGGGGCCAUUCCCCGCGCCGUGACUAGUUGACUGCAACUGCCCCAUACUUGAGGUUCUGAGUGAUAGUCGAUGGGAAGGAAGAUCCAAAGGAUAGAAUGGCAUAUGAAGUUUUCAAGCUUUGCUCGAGAAAUCGGUCAAUUUACGUCUUUGUGGGCUUUUGAAUAGCUCAGUGUCCUUUUCAGAGAAACUUGUUGCAC